UGUUUUGUGUCGAUAUCAGUUGUAGUAGCCUUGCCGCCUCUCUAAUUUAUGCCCGGCGUCCAUUUUAAUUCGUCUCGGCCAAUGAGUCAUACAUGAACUUUCAUUAUUUUUGUUUUACACUAUUGGAGAAUUUAUUUAUCUCGUUAUGAUUGCACGAAAUAUGUUUCACUGUUGUAAUAAAGAAAUAUUCGACAAAUUGCAGAAGCAGUUAUCGCUUUGUUCUAAAUGCUUUGGGCAACACUGGGACCUGUUCAAACAAAGAAAACUCGAUCCGAUAUACUUUUGCCUAAAUGUCCCGUUUUCGAUCACACCUUCAGUGGUAUCACAUUUGGUAUGAAUAAAAACCGAAUAAAUGAUUUCUGGCUCUUCCUGUCGUCCAGCACAUGUGCGAAGCGAUAAUGAAAUUUUUCCAGCAGUUUUGCCCAUAAAUUCGUUUCUUGAUUUGUCGAAAGUUUUCAUUUGGUGACUGGCUGUCUUAUGGGACCACCAAUUAUGCGUUUAUAUCUUCUGAGCAUGAUGUAGCCCAGUGUUACACCAUUCUGAGUGCCAACAGUUAUUUAAAUUUAAUUAGAUGAUGAAUUUGCUGCACCAACAUAGUACAGAUGCAAUGCUGGAAAAUGGUGAAGAUAUUUGUGGGAAACUUGAGCCAGUCUACGGCGAGGGAAGAUAUACAGAUGAUGUUUGAAAAAUAUGGAAAAGUUACAGAAUGUGAUGUAUUGAAAAACUAUGGAUUUGUGCACAUGGCAAGUUCAGAUGAGGCAGAAAAAGCUAUUCAGGAACUGGAUGGAGCAUCAGUUAAAGGCAGCAGAAUGAGAGUGGAGAAAUCAACAGGAAAGUCUUCAAGAGGAGGUGGCAGAGGUGGUGGAGGAAAAAUGAGAGGUGGCCGUGGUGGAGGUAGAGGGGGAGACAGAUAUGGCGGUGGUGGUGGGGGUGGAUAUGGUGAUCCAUACAGACGUCCACCACCUUAUGGCGGCGGUGGUGGUGGUGGAAGAGAUUCUUAUGACAGAUAUGGGGGUGGAUCAAGGGACAGAAUGCCUAUUAGCAGAGGGUAUGAUUCUUAUGACAGACGGCCACCACCAAUGGAUGACUAUAGAGACAGAGGUUAUGGUGGCUAUGGAAGUUAUGACGCUCGCCGUAGUGAGUAUGACAGGUAUGACCGACCCCCUGCAAGAGAUCCAUACUACAGUGACCGUGGUGCCGCUGCCCGUCCCCCACCCGAGUACUACAACAGAAGACCUCCUCCAGGACCAGAAGAUGACAGACUAACAGGAUAUUCAAAUGGACAUGAUGCUGAUAAUUAUUAUGACAGAUUUUACAAGAAACCCGCACCGCCACCACAGACACAAAAAUCAGUUUCACAAGGAUUCUUACAGAGUGAACCAUACUAUUUUUAGCCAGUCAUAUCAUUUUGUGUUGUUAUUCCGUCAAAUCAUGGAACCAAUUUCCACCAGACCAAGGCAUUUUUAUAUUCGUUUUGUUUAUCCUGUUAGUUUGUUUGAGAUCAAAGUACUUAAACAAUUUUUUUGUAUAUGUUCAUUGUUGUCAUACAUGAAUCAUAGUGUAUAAUUGUCAUAACUUUUUUUAUAUCAUGAAUUUUGUGUAUAUGUAUGAGCUAUUUACAUUGUUCUGUCAGUUGAGUGUUACAGGGUUGUAAGUGAGGUACUUACAUGUGCUCUUUUAUUAAAUCUUUUGAGGUGUAAGAAGUAGAUAAUCUCAUUUUAUUUUUAUUUUUCUUAGCUACAGCUUGUAGACCCUUAAUGAUUGUUCAAUAUUUGAAUGAUUAUUUCACUAUCAUUUCUUUAAAGGAUUUUGAAUACAUUUUUAACCUUUAACCUUUGUAUCAAUAUCACAGUGCAGAAUCUUUUGUAAUCUGAAGAAUUUAAAGGUCAAACAUCUAUAUAAGGCAUGUGAGUUGUUCCCCUUGGAUAAUGUAUAUUUAUAUCUCGCUGUUGAUAAUGAGGCCAAGGAUACCUAUUGGAUCUAGGUUUAAAUUUACUCAGUAGUUAGCUGGGUGAUAUAUUUAUUUAAUUUUUCAACUGAGAAAACAGUCCCCACUGAACACCAGUGAAUUGACAAAAAGAGAUAAGGGACCGUUUUUGUAAACAUUGUCUCCCAAAAGAUUUUAACUUGACUAGAGCAGAUUUCUUUUUUAACCAAUCAAAUGAUUUGAAGUCCAUUUGUCUCUACCAUGAUUUGUUCAUUUCAUUCUAAAUGAAAUGUUUGGAUAGAUUUCAUAUCGAUACAAUGAAAUGGUCCCUACUGUUAUAAGUUGUCAGCAAAGAAGAAGAAAAAAUAGUUUUGAAUAAAGUAAUUCUCUAGUUCACUUAAUUUAUGCCUUGUGAUUAACCAGUAUUAAAUGUUAAGACUUGUGUACUUUGAAUUCAUUAUUCUUGGGAUACUUAUUUUCAUGUGUAUAAGGGAGUCCAUUACAAAUUUAGUAAAGGCCUGUACAUGAUGUAUGAAGAAGUUGUGGACAAUUUUUCCUCCACCUAAAGGACUUGAUGUUAAGCAAACAACAAUCAAUGCUUCAUCCACAAACAUUGAUACUUGCAAAAAGUAAAUGAAUACAAAGUACAUAUCUCAGCAGUCUGCAAUGUUAGUCACUAGUCCAAUGCCCAAGACUAGUCAAAUUUUAUUCAGACUAGUAAGUAUGCAAAACUUUUAGACACAGGAAAAAAAUUCAGAAUGUUGUUCUUUGGACUAGUAGUUGGAAAAGAUAUUGGUGCAGACUGCCUCACAAUAAAUCUUGAAUACAAAAAUUAGCCCAAGAAAUUCUAGAUACAAAUUUAAGUUAACUGGGAUAGAAGAAGGGGGAAACAUGAUGGUAUUUUUAACUGGGGUUGCUUUUAAUCUGGAGAAUUUUAUUUUUUACAACAGUAUAUUGUGUAUAUAUUGUACAUGUUUAAGACAGACCAAAGAACUACACAAUCUUUAAAUGAAACACAUGAAAUGUGAUUCUAUUUAGAUAUAUUUUACAAAUGCAGUAUAUCAAGUUUUCCCUUAGAAUAAACAUUGCAGCAAGUUAAAUGAGUGUUUAUUUCAUUAUAUAUCAACACAUUGAGUUUAUUAGAAAUCCAUUUAGUUUGUCCACAUUGUCAUUAUUGUUUCUAAGGACUCGCUGCAAAUGACAGUAUACUAUCAGAGAGAACUGCGAGAAGAUUUGAUAUAAAAUGAUCUGGUUGUCUGCACACCAAUAACAUGACAACAGUGUUAUAAAAUAAAAAUAAACUUGUAUGAAAUUGUU
Molecule: messenger RNA, 3244 nt
Organism: Mytilus californianus (California mussel)
Lineage: Eukaryota; Metazoa; Mollusca; Bivalvia; Mytilida; Mytilidae
Product: cold-inducible RNA-binding protein-like
Exons: 6
Coding region: 603-1394 (263 amino acids)
Biological process (GO): positive regulation of mRNA splicing, via spliceosome
Cellular component (GO): cytosol; spliceosomal complex
Molecular function (GO): mRNA binding
Source: RefSeq, a predicted model, not a curated record